UUUACUUAUUGCAGAUAAUAAGAUCAUCUUUCUUAUCGUUCAAUACGAGUAAGGUAAAUGGAUAUAGUAAAAAAUAACUUGUGUUGCUUCAUUUUUUUUUGACGAAUUUUCUCUUAUUUUUUGUUCCUAAUGCAAACAAUUGAAUGUCAAUUAUUAUUAGUAUAAAAUGAGUUUUACUUAUUUAGAACUCGACAACAAGAUUUCUAUGAUCAAUAUUCAUCAUCAUACAAUGAUUCACAUUAUUGGCAUGGAAAUAAUUCAAAUUCUUAUGAUGUUUGUGGUUCAACACUGGUGGAAAUUCCUCAAUUUCAACAUCCGUCUCAUACACUUUUAUAA
Messenger RNA from Rotaria sordida, 336 nucleotides. Lineage: Eukaryota; Metazoa; Rotifera; Eurotatoria; Philodinida; Philodinidae. The record is from the annotation of a GenBank genome assembly.